AUGGCAGAAUCAGUAGAUAACUUUAGUGAUUUACAAGAAUUAGGAAUAGAUAUAAGUGAUACUGAUACCUUAACUCUUUCAUUUAACAAGGCUGCCCGUCAAGUGCAAAAAUUAGUAACCACUUUGGAUAAUCAAAUAUUGCUCACUCUUUACGGCUAUUACAAACAAGGCACAGAAGGUACUUGUAAAGUACCUAGACCUAGUUGGUAUGAUCUUCGUGCAAAGUCAAAAUGGGAAGCUUGGAAUAAAUUGGGAAAUCUCUCUCAAGAAGAUGCUAAAAAGAAGUAUAUAGAAACUGUCAAAACUGUAGAUCCCACUUUUGAUGAAGAUAUUCAAGAAGCGCCAUCUCAACAGUGGAUUAAAGUUUCUUCAAUGAUUGUUGACAAUGAUAUACCACAAUCAGACUUGACAAUUAUUGAUCACAUCAGAAAAAAUGAUAUAAAACAAGUAAAAACUUAUCUUGAAACAAACAAUCCAGAUUUUGUCAGUGAAGGGUUAUACUUAAUUCACUGGGCAGCUGAUGCGGGUAGUAUUGAUAUGCUGAAAACCAUUAUUGAUGCAGGAGCUGAUAUAAACAUCAAAGAUAGUGAUGGACAAACUGCUCUCCAUUAUGCUGCAAGCUGCGGUCACAUUGAAUGUGUAAAAUUUUUAUUGCAGAGUGGGGCUAAUAAAGAAGCAAAAGAUCAUGAUGACAGUACUCCAUCAGAUGUUGCUUUUAAUAUUGCAAUUAAAGAAUUGUUGAGUUAA
Diorhabda sublineata is the source of this 747-nucleotide messenger RNA. Its product is annotated as acyl-CoA-binding domain-containing protein 6-like. The transcript has a single exon. The record is from RefSeq and is a predicted model, not a curated record. Bases 1 to 747 code for a protein of 248 amino acids. Lineage: Eukaryota; Metazoa; Arthropoda; Insecta; Coleoptera; Chrysomelidae. Gene Ontology annotation, molecular function: protein binding; fatty-acyl-CoA binding.